Messenger RNA from Cylicocyclus nassatus, 1874 nucleotides. NCBI's taxonomy places the organism in Eukaryota, Metazoa, Nematoda, Chromadorea, Rhabditida, Strongylidae. The record is from the annotation of a GenBank genome assembly.
AUUGCAUCUCCAGCGUCAGCAUGACCGAUGAGGAUGCUGAAGCUGCAAAUCGGCUAAAGGCCAUGUCAUCCUUGGGUACUCCUGAUCAUGGAUCACGGACAUCUUCCAUUACGGUCAACUACCUGCACUUAGAUCCUGACAAAGUUUUGUCAGCUUAUGGCAAAUACGGACGAUAUCAAAUGGUCACAUAUCUAAUACUAAAUAGUGUUCAUAUAUUAUUUGCUAUUAAUAUGAUGGUAAUGCCGUUUAUAACAGAAGACCCAAAAUUCGAAUGUCAAAUCACACCUCCGGAAGGUGUACAGUGGGAGUAUACUAUAGUAGACAAGUGUCAUGUAAAAGAUGGAAACAAUUGGACACUUACCUGUGAUAAUAUUCCGGGAGCCAAGUAUAAUUAUUCCGAUGUAAACCAUGAAUCACUGGCUACUGAGUUCAAUUUGGUUUGUGACAACUAUGAGUCUGUUGAGCAUGGCGCUUCCGUUUUCAUGCUAGGUGGAAUGAUUGUUGCCCCGAUUAUCACGCAGUUGUCGGAUCUGUAUGGUCGUCGAAUGACAUUCCUCAUUCCACUUUAUGUAGCUGUGGUGGCAAAUGUGAUCUGUGCCAUCGCUCCAAACUACAUGAUUUUCUUAAUUUUUAGAUUUGUAGCUGGAGUUUGCACAACGGGCUUUUCUGUCAUUGGAUGGGUUCUCUGUAUGGAAUCUGUUGCUCUAGAAUUUCGCUCAAUCACUCCGCUGAUGGGAAGUUUGACUUGGGUUAUUGGGUAUGUGGCUGCAGGAGUUCUGCACUUAUUCAUCUCAAACUGGCGUUGGCUCUACUUCGCUGUUUCCGUGCCUGGAUUACUAACAAUUCCUUUUUACUGGCUCACGCCCGAAUCUCUUCAUUGGCUAAUUACCAACAAGAAGAAGAAUGGAGUUUCAAAAUACAUUCGUACCUCAUCUCGCUUCAAUCGUGUGCAGAUCCCAUUACAUGAGUGCAAAUCCGCAGGCGAUCUUGAAGCAAAAGCUGAACAAAAGAAGCGAACGCUUUUGGAUAUAUUCAAGAGCCCUCCGCUUGUUCUCCACCUUAUUCUCAACGCAUAUGUUCUAAUCGUCAUGAAUGGAACUUACUGGGCACUCUCGCUCUUCUCAACGGAACUCAGCGAAGAUAAAAUGACUGGAUUUUUCCUUUCCGGUAUAGUUGAAAUUCCUGCAGGAUUAGCCGCUAUAGCACUUCUGAUUUACCUCGACAGAAAAACCGUAUCAGUCUUGACGCUGACACUGCAGGCAGUUUGUAUGGCUUGUGCACUUUACUUGCCAGUAGAUCCCCGGAUCGCCAUGAUAUUCCCGUUACUGGCGAAGGUAUGCAACACGAUAGUAUGGUGUUCGCAACCGCUGCUAUACACCGAGUCGACGCCAACCUCUGUACGAAAUGUAUUCUGCGGAGUCGCUGGAUUUCUCGGUGAUCUCGGCUCGGUAGCUGCACCUUACCUCAAAAGACUGGAAUCCAUUCAUAAAUCAGCGCCUGCAUUGGUGAUAGUAGUAAUGUCGCUGAUAUCGGCGGGGAUUGUAUUCAUCAUGCCGGAGACUAAAGAUAAGAAGUUGCCGGAAGACCUGGACGACUUUGACCCAGGACCACUACUGCGUUGGAUGAAGAAAAGGAAGGACGAGAAAGUGGAAGAGAAUUCGCCGAUGUUGGAGACAGAACCGCCGAAACCGAUAGCAACAGAUGGAAAGGCGGCUGAAUUUGAAGCCUAAAUUGAAGAUCUCCUUUAAUGUGACUUAUGAAGCUCUACAGUACCUGAAAAUACUGUGAUUCGAUAAUAAAAAGGCGCUUUCAUGAUGCUACUUACGUUUGUAUAACCUAAAAAUGUCAAUAAAGACAAUUUAUGAAAUAUUUCU